Messenger RNA from Quercus lobata, 1793 nucleotides. Its product is annotated as FBD-associated F-box protein At5g56370-like. The transcript has 3 exons. The coding region runs from base 134 to 1555 and encodes 473 amino acids. The record is from RefSeq and is a predicted model, not a curated record. Gene Ontology annotation, molecular function: protein binding. NCBI's taxonomy places the organism in Eukaryota, Viridiplantae, Streptophyta, Magnoliopsida, Fagales, Fagaceae.
UGGGGGCAUUAGCAAGAUAUACCCGUAUUCUCUCUUUUUGUGUGCGCAUUUGUGCCGAGCAUUUGAAGUAGUUUUUGUUUUUUCGCAGCUCACUAUCCAUUCUAAACUUGUGCCUCGACAAAAUCCUGAAUGAAUGGCUGAAUCAACCUCAAAACGCUUGAAACCAACUGACCCAGAAGAAGCAACAGUGGUCGAAGACAGGAUAAGCAAUCUGCCAGACUCUCUCCUCUGCCAUAUCCUCUCUUUUCUCACAACCAAAGAGGCUGUUGUAACAAGCAUUUUGUCGAGCAGGUGGACGACACUCUGGACUCUUGUGCCAAAGCUCGACUUUGACAGCCACGAAUUUGGAGAGAUUUUUUCUUCAGAUGAGGAGGAGCAAAGUCCUAAUCAUCAAGAUCGGUGGAAUAAUAAUAGGUACCAUUUUACGUUUGCGCGUAUCGUGUCCAGGGUCUGGGCUCUUCGCGAUCGCAGUCGCAACAAUGCGAAUCCCAUCAAACACUUUCGCCUCUACUGGCAUUCUGAUUCUGACCCAAUCCAUGUCGACACAUGGGUUCGCACCGCGAUUACGCCUGACUUGGAAGAGCUCGAUCUCUCCAUUUCUCAUCCAAAACCUUUCAACUUCCCCUCUACCUUGUUUAAUUACGCUAAAUCAUUACUAGUUUUGAAAUUAAAAGGCAAAAUUGUUCUUAAUCCUCCUUCUUCUUCUUCCGGCUUCCCGAGCCUCAAAACUGUUCAUCUUGUCGAUGUCCGAUUUGCAAACGGCAACACUGUCUCUAAACUCCUCAGUUGCUGCCCGGUCCUCCAAAAUUUGUAUUUGCAAAUAUAUAUCAGGGACCGUGAUAACUAUUUUAAAAUCAUUGCACCUACACUCAAAACAUUACAUUUAAUUUUUCUUCGUUAUUGGGAGUACAAACUUGAGAUAAAUGCCCCAGCUCUCGAGUACCUUUAUUGCAGAGGUUGUAGUAUUGAAGACAUUUUGUUAGGAAAUCUGUCUAACUUAUUUGAAGCCAACGUUACCGUAGAUCAUGAUCCAAAUAAAGAUUAUGGAAAAAAGAUUAGGGACUUCAUCGGAGCACUCUCUAAUGUCAAAUCCCUUCAUUUGGUCUCAAAUUUAACACAGUGCCUCUGUUACGCCACUAAAACUGAUCUUCCCAUGUUUCAUAAUUUGGCUUGCUUAAGCAUUCAUAUUGGUUAUAUUUUGUGGGAUGUGCUCCCGAAUUUGCUUCAUCGGGCUCCUAAUCUUGCAGUACUAGUCUUUAAUGAAAAGGUAGAAUGGUACAAUGUUGAUGAGGAAUAUACUUCCAUCAUUGAAAGGAUGUUCUAUGAGGACGUUCCUAUAUGUAUAUCAUCGCACCUCCAGACAUUUCAUUUUAAAGGAUUUAAAGGGUUUAGGUAUGAGCUGGAAUUUGUUCGACAUAUCCUUAAGACUGCAAGAUUCUUAAAGACGAUGACAGUCUCUUCUGCUCGUAUGAAUUCAGAGGUGAAGGUUCGUGUUCUCAAGGAGUUAUUGAUGUUCCCAAGGGAAUCCAGGACUUGUCAAAUUGCAUUUAACUGAAGUAUAUUUUGUUAUGAUUUCUCUCUCAGUUACUAAAGCACUGUAUGUGGUUCUUUUGAAUCAAGUCAGGUAAAAGUAGGAAGGAUAAAUCCAACAAGUCUGAUUUAUUGUGCUUUUAAGUAGUGGUGUUGCCUUGCCUUGUUGUUUUAAUUCAUUCCCAACUCUUGGGAAAAUGUUGUUAGCCUUUCUAUUUUAGUAGGAACAAUAUGACAGAAGUGAUGAUGCUAAUAUCAAAAUA